GCCUGCGCGGCGCCCGGGGUGCCGGCGGCGCCGGCCGCGCCAUUGUUGGGGGAGGGGGCCCGCGGCGGCGGCGGAGCCGGGCUCGGACCCCCAUGGGGAACGCGCUGACCUGUUGCGGGAAGCCCGAAGCCAGCCCCCACGUGGGCCGGCGCUCGGGGCCGGCCGAGCCCGGCUACGAGUCUGAGGUGUACGCGGCGGCGGCGGGGGACGCGGUGGCGGUGGCGCCCUCGCCGGCCGCCCUGGAGCCCGCCGAGCGGGACGUGGGCACGGGCGAGGGCCACCACCUGCAGCACAUCAGCGACCGGGAGAUGCCGGACGAGUUAGCUUUGGAAUCAAACCCUUCUGACCAUCCAAGGGCAAGCACAAUUUUCUUGAAUAAAUCUCAAACGGAUGUGCGAGAAAAGAAGAAGAACAACUAUGUAAACCAUGUAUCUCCAGGGCACCUUACUAAAAAAUAUAGCUCAUGCUCAACUAUAUUUCUAGAUGACAGCACAGUCAGCCAGCCUAAUCUUAGAACCACAGUACAAUGUGUGACGUUAGCAAUAUAUUACCACAUAAAGAACAGAGAUGCAAAUAGAUCCUUGGAUAUUUUCGAUGAGAGAUCACAUCCACUCACAAGAGAAACAGUUCCAGAAGAAUAUUUUAGGCAUGAUCCUGAACACAAAUUUAUUUACAGAUUUGUUCGGACUCUUUUCAGUGCUGCACAGCUAACAGCUGAAUGUGCUAUAGUGACUUUGGUUUACUUAGAAAGACUUUUAACUUAUGCUGAGAUUGACAUUUGUCCCACGAACUGGAAGAGAAUUGUUUUGGGAGCCGUUCUUCUUGCCUCCAAGGUUUGGGAUGACCAGGCUGUAUGGAAUGUAGACUACUGCCAGAUCCUCAAGGACAUUACCGUUGAGGACAUGAAUGAGAUGGAAAGGCAUUUUUUAGAGCUACUUCAGUUUAAUAUUAAUGUUCCUGCCAGUGUUUAUGCCAAAUACUACUUUGACCUCCGCUCCUUAGCUGAUGACAACGACCUGCCUUUUGUAUUUGCCCCUCUUAGCAGAGAAAGAGCCCAAAACCUAGAGGCCAUUUCCAGAUUGUGUGAAGACAAAGACCUGUGCAGAGCUGCUCUGAGAAGGUCUCUUAGUGCUGAUAAUUUUAUUGGUGUUCAGCGUUCUAAAGCCAUCCUCUCUUAAGGGAGAAGAGAGGGGUGGUAAUAUCGUAAGCCGCCCCUCAUCUACAAGGACUGGAGAAAUAUCACCUCUCCUGCUCAAAAACCAGCAAAGUUAGUAUUUUCACCUCAGACAGAGGUCAACUUGAAGAGACUCGUGGGCAGCAAGGACUAUGCUCAUAAAGAAUGGGACCUUGUCAAUGUGACACACUGUCCUUCAGUUACAGAAAUCACUGAAAAGCAAAGCUCCCAUCCCACACAGGUAUCUGCUUACAAUGUAGGCUGACAGCUGUGAACUAGGUGAAGUUUUUUUUUUCUUUUUUUCUUUCAAGUUUAAAUGUUGAGGCUUGAAAAGCACUAACUAUAUAACUUAUGUCUUUUCUAUAUUUCUGAAUCACCCCUCCAAAAAAAGGAAUAAACUUACCCAAUAUUGCUACAUAUUCCUUCACAAUCAAUGCAGUAUUGCCAUUAAAACAUGGGACGCCUAACAACUCACAAAGCCACCUAGGAACAGACUGUAGCAUUGUUAGGUAUUAAAGGAUUCUUCAUAUUACAUGGUGGAAGUUGCUAGUCAUUAUUGGCAAACAGUUUUAAAAAAAAACCUGCUGAAUAACACUUCUCAUUCAAAUUCUUUGCAAGUACUACUUAGUACGGUAGCAUGUUUGGGAAACUGUCAGUAUUGAUUAUCUACUUAGACUGGGUCCACCCUGCGUAUCUUAAGAACUAUAAUGGGAUUUUAAAACAACAAGUAUAAUGAUGCUUCUCAUUUUCUGAUGAUUUUCUUUGUUAAAUAGAUGUAUCAAAAGAUAUUCUCAUAAUAUCCAGUGAUAAUAAGCAGAUAAUAAAACAGGCAAUUCUAAGCUUGGAUAACAGUGUGGUUGGGCCCUCAGGGGCACUCCUACAGAAGUGUAAAUGCUACAGACUUUAAUUUGAAAGUUUAAUUAAAUUUCUCAUUUAGUUUUUUGUUUUUCAACAAUAAGUUUAUUUUCAUUUUUAUAUAAAAAAAUAUAGGAAGCAGGAAGACAAGAGCUGUUAUGGCUAUUCCAUAAAAUCAGCAGAGGUGUAUAUUCUGUAUUUCUGCUCUACGCUCCUUAAUAACUAUUCUCAAAAUCCCAUAAAACUACCUGAGCUGCAGAUUAAAUGUCCACAUUGUAGACAAAGGGAAAAAAUAGAGGAAAAAAGAUUUUUACAAUAUCCUGUUUAUUUAGUUUAGUGAAUUGUGAAAUGACAAAGAUUGGCUGAAACCAAAAAGUUUAUUUAAAUUUUAAUUUUUUGGUUCAGCCUAUCUUUGCCAUCUUUAAGAGGGGAUUGAAACAAAAAAUUGAAACAAAAGCUUACUAUUUAAAAUAUACAAAACUAAGUUUAAGAGACCUUUAAACUUUCAAAUGUGUUGUAAGGCUGUAGCAUUUAUACUACUACAAGUGCCACUGCUUAAAACUGCACUAACACUGUAGGGAGAGACCUUGUGUCUUCAUAGGAAUGCCCUCUUUAAAAAGAAUUCUUUGCAGAUCUGUGCUGUAUACAUGCUUUGAUCACCAACAUUGUUUUGUUUCCUAAAUUUUGGUAAAGGAAGAUUAUGAGGAGCAGUGUUAUUCAGAUGUAAUGAAUUGAAAGAAAUUGGACCCUAAUAGUAGUGUUAUGAAAACAGGUGAAUGAACCAGCUUUUCUAUCCUACACGUUGACUUGGUUGUAGGUGUCCCAUAUAAGUCUUGCUAUUUAAGAGGAAGCAUACAAACCUUAGGAACUCUUACCUCAGGCUUUAAAGGGCAGGGAGUUAAAUCAAUCUUUUAGGAGAUUGGUAAAAUGUCGCCUAAACUUGAAGUACUUUUAAAGAUUAAUGUUCUCAACUAUUUGAAAUACUUCUACCUUCUCAAAUGUAUUCCUAGAUAUUUUGCCUGUAACCAAAGCAUUUCUAGGCCAAGGAAUACUUUUAGUAUAGCAAGGCUUCACACUAUAUUGAGGGCUGCAGGUUCCAUCACUAAAAGGAUAGAAACGAGAAAUAAUGGCGUAUAAAACGUUACAAUCUACCACCUCAGAAACAUUGUUCAUGGAGUUCUGAGCUUGGAGAUUCAAGUAUUGAUUGCAGUUUUAUUUUGAAAAGAAUGCUACAACUUAUGUGGUUUUUUUCUCAUGUUUAUAUUAAAAGAAAAGCUAAUAAACCCUAUUUUAAUUAAAACAUGGCUAGUAUGUUUGUAAUACUCCCCAUUCACAUAGCAUCAUGUCUCUGUCGAACGUACAUGUUUUCCAUCAGCUUUGAUAGUGAGUCCUUAAGCAUUUUUAACUGACCAUUGAUGGUUUGACCCUGCUGCUAAGAUAGUUAUUUAUUUGUCUUUUGCUUUUUCAACCUAAAGAUAACUUAUUACACUUAAAUCACUGGCAUGGUGCAUUAGAUGGCAUCUGUGAAUAAUUCAUUUUUGUGCCAAUACUUGGAAGGUAAAACAUACCAGAGAGAAAGGAAUUACCUGAUGGUUUCCUAUCAGCAAUUUCACAUGGUUUGUCCUAAAACAACUUAAGGCCCAAUGUUUCUGUUUAAAGAGAAAUUUCUAUGCUGGACCAGAUUCCAGAUUAUUUACUCUUAUUAUAUCCCGUUUGCCCAGACUUUACUGAAGUCCAGCAGCACUGAAUCCUGGUUUUAUGACAGUUCAUUUUUGGUUGAGUUUUCCUAUGUCUAUAAAUACACUAUUCCUUGAUUAAAAAAAAAAAAAAUGCUGAAGCCAGUAUUUACCAGAAAAGAAAUCACUCUGUAUUUGGGUUAUGCAGUGAUUUUGGAAAUGUUUAGCUGUGACAUGUAGGUUAGCUAAAAUCUUUGAUCACCCAAGCCUUCUCCCUGACCACAUCUAAAAUGACUAGCCUGUUCCCUCUCCCAGAAGCUGCAUUCUCGAGUACAGAGCUACUUGGAAAAGCACUUGAGAGUGGGCAGAGAAAUCUCCAGGUAAGUGUUCAUUUUAAUGCAGAAUCUGCAGAUUAUACUAGCGUCUAUCAACAAGCUAAGGAUUAGGUUACCUAAAGUCUUCACUUAGCCCACUCACCGCCCUGACCAGCCUGACGCUGUGCCAGUAAGCAGCACAAAGCAUUGUGGAGCCCUUCAGCAAAGCUGCUCCCCAGGGCAGAGGGCAGUGGGUUUGGUGUCUGAGGCUAUUCCACUCAGCUGUUUUAAACGGGGCUGUCAGAAGAGACAACAUGUCAUGUGAAAUAAAUUCUAAGAAAACCAGUUUGUGGUUUAGGAUCUCUAGGGUGCAGAAAGAACUAGGAAAGUGAAAUCGUUUAGAAAUUAAGAGGAAUCCAGAGUCAAAUAAAAAAAAGGUUAAUACUUUUAAAAGGAACAAGUUUGGUGAUUAUUAUAACUGUUGUGAAGGGAGCUAAGUGAUUUGAAUGGUUAGAGAAAUUCUGUGAUAGCAUCAGAAGUUACCAAUAGUAUUUAAAGACCAAAUUAUUCUGCUAGCAUUUUCUUGAUACAUUACUUUCUCUUACUCUCUUCCCUUCUACUAACCUUUACUUUUAGGCCCCAAACGGUGGCCCCUUUGCCGCCUCACAGGAAUGGACUCUCCCAAAGGCAGAGCUUACAUGUCCUGUCCCCUCCCACUGCAGGUCAGGGCUCACCCUUAACCAGGCCAUCUCAGCCUUUGCCCUCUGACCUCCUGCUAAUGUCCGCUGGGCAGCACCUAUGACCCUCUUCCAAAGCAGUAUCACCAGGUUCCAGCAAAUACAAGUCUCAUAUGGCUCGCAGGUUAUCUCGACCCUUUAAUCCCCUACUUGAGUCCUCCUGUGUCCCCCAAAGCAGCUGUCCCCAAUUUACUGCACUUGCUGACUCCCCUGAGCUGCCCACAGCCCUAGAUGUAUCUCCUCAGUCUAGGCAGCAUCCCACAGUCCAAACUCCAAAACGCAUUUCCUGUGGCAUUAGGAAUACAAGUUUUGCUUCUUACAGUGACCCCCUCGUCUAACCAAGGGGAUUCCACCUCAAUUCUAAAAUCAACCACAUAUCCACAUCCUGCACCAACUUAUCCCCUUUUGCCUCAAAACUGCAUUCAGCCUGGCUGCCGUGGUUCAGUGGUUGAGCAUUGACCUAUGAACCAGGAAGUCACAGUUGGAUUCCUGGUCAGGGCACAUGCCUUGUUGCGGGCUCGAUCCCCAGUAGGGGGCAUGCAGGAGGCAGCCUAUCAAUGAUUCUCAUUGAUGUUUCGCUCUCAUUGAUGUUUCUCUCCCUCUGAAAUAGACAAACACUGCAUUCAACUCCCAUGUUGGGAUGGGCCAAUUUGACUUUGCUUAGUCCUUUACAUCUAGCGUUUCUCAGGACGUCCCCAGACCGCCUCUCAUCAACUCCAAGUGCCUCUGAAAGUUUCUCUAAAUGGAAUGUAGAAUCCUGAAUCUGAUGGAAAUUCUGAUGAAAUCCUAUUUAAGUCUGGAAAGUAAUGAACCAAUGUUGACUUGUUAGUUUUGACAAAUGUACUAUACUAUGUUAACAUUAGGGGGAAAUGGGUAAGGAAGGAAUAUAUAGGAAUGCUGAAUCAUCUUUGCAACUAAAAAAAAAGCAAGCAGCAGUUUCUUGGGCCCCAGACCUACCAAAUCUCAAUUCCUAGAGUUGAAGCCUAAGGAAUCGUAAAUUUUCAAUAGCCCCAAAUGAUUCUUACACAAACUCAAAUUUGGAAAUCUAGUGUUUCAAUUGCCUUUGCAUUCCUUGCCUGAACAGUGUCUUCUACCUUGCUUUACCUUGAUCUUGCCUUACCUGAUUUAAUCCUUUAGGUCCUCUAAAUCCUAAGAUUUGAGUAUUAUUAUCCUUUCACAGAUGAGAAAACUGAAGUACUAACAGGUUAAAAUGUCCAGGAUCACACAGCCCUUAAAUGGUGGGACAGGGAUUAGAUUCCCUAGUCAGUUUAGCUCCUAAGUCUUUGAACAGUCAUGUUACCACCCAUAACAAACAAAAAAAUCCUAUAAUUAAAUCACAUUAUGACUAGUAAUGAUCUGGGCCCACCUAUUUCUCCAGCAUCUAAAUCCCAACAAUCCCUUUGCUCCAGCUUGUGACUUUGCCCUUUCCAUCAGAGGACGAGGGGAAUGAGCAGUGAGAAAGCAUUGGGAAGAGGUGCCGACUGGAGAGUCUUGUGUAAGCAAGGUACAAAUACUCGCAUUAGAAUCCAGCUCAACUACCGUAUCCUCUCCUCUCCCAGUCUGAUCAUGUUCCAAGCACUCAUUUUUGACAUUGAAUUAUAUAUACUCUUAUAUUGGACUUAUCGCCCCUAAACAUUAUAAGCUCCUAAUUACCUAUCUUCUCCCAUUCUUAUGCCUCAAUGUGCUGGGAAAAACAUACCAGGCAUUUGAAUGAGGUAGAUUUGCAGCUAAUCUGUGCCUUGUCAAAAUAGCAAGGAAGAAAAUCUGACCACAGUAUCUCAGGUUUACGGAGCAUCUGCCCGGAUUAUCAGGAAAGUGCCAACUCUAACUCAACUCUUACCUGGGUUUCCUGACUUGUAUUUAUGGCUUAAUAUCAAGAUGUGGUUCUACCUGGUGAAUGAUGGACCAGACCCAUAGAACAACAGCACAAACAUCUACUCAGAUGUUUGGCAUAGAGCAGCAAUUUUCAACUGGUGAGCCAUAAGAAUUGUUAAAGCAUUUAAUACCUGACUAGUAAGGGGCACUGACCUAUUAGACUGUCAAAUAAAAAAAUGACAACAGCCAACUCAAUAGCUGUCUGGUGUCAAUACACUCUCUUGAACCAUAAAUAUAUAGGUCAUAUGUUGCAUCUUACUGGUAAAAUUGAAUAAGGUUGCAUCUGAUUUGUUAAUUCUUGGUACCAGAAAUCCUUAUAUACAAGUAUAGGCAUCUGAUUUUUUAAAAGUCAACUUUGGAGCAAAAAGGGUAGAUUAUUAUGUUUGAUAAUCAAAGUUAUAACUAUUUUUGUUAGAUUGGCAAAAUAUAUAUUUUUAGUGUGCCAAAAAUUUUAGUAAUUUAUGUGUGCCAUGAGAUUUAAAAAAAAUCACUGGUAUUACAGUAUAGAUGGAGGAUUGAUAAAACAGAACACAUUCUCAAGCAAUGUCUGUUCUUCUGUGUAUUUCCCUUCAUUUCUUCAAGUGAGUUAUGAAAUAAUUAACAGGAUCAGCAGGAAAAACCCAUGAAAUAUAUUCAAGUAAAACAAGUUUCUAUUCUGUUUCUGGUGAUUGGAAUUUGCUUGAUUUACUUAUUAAUAAAAACUUUACCACUUAUAUUGUAAGUACAUUUGAGAAAUCUGAUUAUGAAGUUAGAAUCUAUGUAUCUCCUCAGAUAUUCUUAGAAAGCAGUGUGUCUCUAUAGAAGCAUGAGGAGAAAAAGACUUGUACAGCAUCUCAUUUUCUUUACCAUUGCUUUAAUGCACUUUAAAAUUUAUCUACAUUAGUUGGGAACAAAGAAACAAAAAUAGACAUUUCUUUGUUUUUCAUAAAUAACUACUCUCCAUAUUUGAUAAAAAUCUCAAAGCAUUAUUUUACCUUCCCACAAAUAUAAUAUACACAAAAUUUUUCUGAAAUAAUAAGGUCAGCAAAUUAUCAUGAGACUAACAUAACCACAUACACAGCUGUUCUAUUGACUUCCAGGAUCAAAACAAAAGAAAAAGAACUCAAAAUGCUCUGGGUUUCCGUUUGUUAAUGCUAUGAUCUCAAAAUUAUAAUCAUCUGCCAAUAAUAACUUAUCGAUUCAAGUUGAUUGUCUACAAAUAAAAUAUCACUGGCUCUGAUUCAUGAGUUCUGGAGAUGUCUUUGUGAAGCUACUGCAUGGGAUAGGCACUAUACAUAUAUGGAAAUCAUAAAAAGUAUCAAAUGCCGUUAAAUGCCCUGGACUCGAACUACUGACUCGGUAUGUGCCUCAUUUGGCUCAGUAAUAAAUUCACCUGCACCAAACCCGUAUCAAAAGUCACUAAAUCUCUCAUAUAUAUAUGUAUAUAUUACACACAUAUAUACACAUAUAUAUGUAUGUAUUAUAUAUUAUGUAUAUACACACCCAUAUCAUAUACAUACAGUUUAUAACAACAUGAAGAACAAUAUUGUCAUAAAAUGUACCCCAGGCAUUACCCUGGCUGAAAUCAAUCCUGUAACUGUCAUCAAGCUGCUAGAAGGUUUUUGAGUUCUGUGUCAGGUUACUUAGCGACUUGCCUACCCCUCACCCUGCUUUAAUGUCUUCGUAGCUUUUUCUUUCAGAACCACCCUCCCCAACUCAGGCAUUUCUUUGCCAAGAUCACUUGAUUAGACUUUGGAGGCAAGAAAGGACAUGCCGAGGGAGUGGGGAAUCUCAGCUCCUCUGCCUCACACCUGCCUAGAUUUGUGAUGUGCUCUGUCCUGUUUGCCACAUUCGGUGUUAGAAAGCAGUUAUUCAAAGCUUUGUCCCUUCUACCCCCCUCGGUUUUUCUGUAGAGCACAAAAGUGAAAGGAGCCUCUUUAGCAGGGGUAGCAGUUCAUUAAAAUAUACAACUACAUUUCCUAGCUCUGGGGGUCCCAUUCUGUACUUGACAGUGCAGGUCACGGCUGCUGCUAUUAAGGUUCUGUGUGGGAUCCAGGAGGCUUGCUCCUGGAGGCCGGUGUCAGGAUCAGUGCAGCCCUGGCCCAGGAGGAAACGGCCUAAUGAAUACCGGUUUGGAAACAGAGCUGUCGGCACGUUAUUUCAGCUUGUACAUGCGCACAACUACACACAACACACCUGCACAGGCCCGUCACUGGAAGUGGUCAGGUGAAAAUAUGACAAAAGGUUUGCCAGGAUAAACCAAUAAGGCACCAAGAAAAAUUGUUUCAGCCAAUUUAGACAACUUCAAAACGUGAGGGGGGAAAUAAUAGAAAUGAAGGUCAUGACAACUGAUUCACUGAGAGGACACGUUAGUUCCUUUAGACAACCUAAAUCCUCACCCCCUAUCCUGGAAGAAAGACACUGCUUAAAACGGAGCUGUUAAAGGAACAGCCCUAAGGCUGCACAGGAGAGGCCCAAAGAAGUCCCCAGUCCUCCCAUUUCACAAAGCUGGCUGGGAAGAAAUUGCUAAACCACCCCACGACCUUCCGUUUUAUCAUUGUUCUCGGGAGUACUGUUUGCAUAAUAAAAAUGCAAAUGGGGGCGGGGAUAAUGUGCGGGAUGGAAAUAGGGGCUGUUCUCCCCCGGGUAGGGGUUGGGGUGGUGGGUACCAGUGAGAUUUCAGGGAGCAGGCGGGCUUUCUCCUGGAAGGAAAGGAGAGUGAGGCAGAAAACAGGCUGGAAACAAAAGGCAGCUCUGAAAGCAGACCCCAAAGAGCAUUACCUGGAUUGCCUUUCCUGGGCCUCGUAUGCUUUGUGGUAACUGUCUUAUUUUUUAAAGUAAAUGGGUGGUUCUUUUUAAGUUUGCCAGAAUGGAAAAAAAAUUUUUUUUAAUGAAUUAAAUUACUUUCAUCCACUCAUCCCACAACUUUUAGGUACACUGUGCACCAUUUCUCCACAAAGAAAAAGGGGGCAGGGAGGACAACCCAGAUUAGGCACGGUGACUGAGGACAACAGAACCACCUGCCCUUUCUGGGAAGAUAUACUGAGUGUGGGAAGAGGUGAAGGUGCUCAGAAAAGGCCCUCGUUUGGGAACCAGGAGAAGAAUGGGCUCUCGGGGUAACUGUCUCAGGUUCCGAGUCACCUGAGUAAGUGGAGGAACAAGAUGUGCAGAGCGUUCGCUGAGCUGUGUGCACUAAGUUUUGUCAAACCCACUGAAAACCGACUCCGUUCUGAGUAGGUAGGAGCAGUGCAUUUUUAUAACCGAACAGCUUCUGAGAGUCCUUAAAGCCGUAACACCAGGCUUCCCACACCCCAGCUCAGUGUUUAAACUCACCAUGGGAACUAGUCGUUUGUUUACUCAAUGCCCAUGAAGUAGAAACUGAACUUGGGCUUCGAUCUGACUUUUCCAACUUUGGUAUAAAUGAAGCAUAAAUCCCCUCGACGUGUUUCCCCGGGGAGACGCGCUCACGUUUUAAUUGCUUUUGCCAUGUUGGCUUCCUAAAUUUAGUCCCCACUCAGCCUUGGUCAUUGGUGUUUUGCUGGCCAGUGUACCAUCACCCUCUUCCCCAGUCCCAGCCUCACUCUCUUCGUGAAUGAAUGGGUCAGCAGAUUAGGAAAGCAAACAGGAUCCUCUCACAGCAAAGUGUGUGUGCAUGUGCGUGUUCGUCAACUCGUCGGCUUUCUCAGAAAAAGAAAAAUGUACUUGAGGGAGGGGGCAGGGGAAGCAGCCUUCCUCCCGCUGCAGCGGCACACCGGUUCCUCUUUAAAAACGAAUGCAAGUGUGUUGUGGGCCUCCACUGUUUUCAGAGACUGCAGAGAGCAAUGUCUCACCGCUUUCGGAAUAUCUGGCUACACACUAACCCCAAACCCGGGGACGCUCGUUCUCUCUCUUUGCUGCCAGUGUUUGCUCACAGGUAGCCAGCUUCCCUCCCGGCUCCAGCACCUCGGUGGAGGGCGGGUGUGGUUUCUAAUCCCAGCUCUCCAGGAGGCGGCCGGAGAAAGGCGAAAGGGCCGUUUAACAUGAUAAAGGAGGUGGAGUGGGGGUGGAGCAAGUAAAGUUGGAAAUUUACGUCUUACUGGAGGUACAUCCAUUCUAGUGCUUCAGCCUACCAGCAGCCCCCUUUAGCCGCUAUCCCUAAGUAGUUCCAGAAGGAGCGAGUUUACUUUGACCAAAUUAUAGCACACGUUUUGUUAAAAAAAAAAAGAUGGGCUCGCUGAAGCCUGUGAAGAACCACCCACUCCCCUGGCGUGGAGCUGCCACCUUUUCAGUCUAGAAUUCAAGCUCAACCAAUUUCCACCCCGUGGGCCUGCACUACUCCAAAUAUUUACGCUGGGCGCUGUGAGGCCACCUCUAGCUUAUUCCAAAAGCUGGCGCUGCUAAGGAUCAGAACGGUUACAAGUAUUACGAGGAGGGGGG
This is a messenger RNA of Pipistrellus kuhlii (Kuhl's pipistrelle), 11026 nucleotides long. It is a transcript of the gene CCNYL1, whose product is annotated as cyclin Y like 1. Gene Ontology annotation, cellular component: plasma membrane. NCBI's taxonomy places the organism in Eukaryota, Metazoa, Chordata, Mammalia, Chiroptera, Vespertilionidae. Gene Ontology annotation, biological process: regulation of cyclin-dependent protein serine/threonine kinase activity; regulation of canonical Wnt signaling pathway. The transcript is spliced from 10 exons. Gene Ontology annotation, molecular function: protein kinase binding; cyclin-dependent protein serine/threonine kinase activator activity. Bases 93 to 1178 code for a protein of 361 amino acids. The record is from RefSeq and is a predicted model, not a curated record.